CUUAAACAUUGCGAUAACCUUUUAUUAAAAAUGUUUAGUUUAGUUAAAUUUUUAUUAUACUUGUAAAAACGUAAAGGUUUUAUUAAAAAUAAAAAUGGCAAGAGUAUUACUUAAACCAUAUCUUUUAGGUUUUUUUGCAUUUUUAUUACUACUCCUCCUCAUAUACACUUUUUCGGUUCAAUCAAGCUUAUGCAUUUGUAGGAAGAAAUGGUUGGAGAAAAAACACGAUGAAAAAAUAUUAAACCUAAAUUUUUAUUAUAAAAUACUUAAUUUGGUUUGUGAAGCUAAAACGCCUGAUUUUAUAGUAAUAAUAGCAAGUUCCGCAGUAAAUUUCGAUAACAGACGAGUAAUUAGAAACACCUGGGCUAGAAAUCAGUCGAUACCGAUAAUUUUUGCUUUGGCCAGCGUAAUCGACGAAAAUAUACAACGAAAAAUCGAGGCUGAAAACAGGAAAUAUUCAGACAUAAUCCAGGGAAAUUUUAUAGAUAAAUACAGAAACUUAACCUACAAACACCUAAUGAUAUUAAAGUACGUCAAAGACUACUGCCCCAAAACGAAAUUCUUGCUAAAACUCGAUGAUGAUGUUUUCGUAAAUAUGCCGCAAAUGUUGAAUUUCAUUCAAAACGACCUUCAGCCGACAUUUACCCAUAAUGUGAUCAUAUGUGACCCCUAUGUGAACUCUCCUGUGAAAAGAACCAACUCAAAAUGGUCAGUGACGUAUCAAGAGUUCCCUUCAUAUCAAUACCCAACCUUCUGUCCUGGAUGGAGGAUUAUAUACUCCAUGGAUAUGGUGGAAUAUCUCAUCAACCAAGCGAAAAACAAAAACGUUAAGUUUUUUUGGAUUGACGAUGUGUUUGUUAGUGGAGUUUUGGCCUCGCAUUUAAAGGAUGUACACAAAAACAUUACUUCGCUGACAAUGCAACAUUACGUGGUUGAUAGUGUACUAGAGAAUAAAACAAGCUAUACACCAUUUUUGGUUGCUUCCGCAUUUUUAAAUCCCAAACAAUAUGGGCCACUUUUAGAGGUAGUUUUAAAAAAUCACCCUGUACAGUCUUUUAAAUACAAGUUAAAAUGGUUAAAUUAAAAAUUUUAAAAUAGGUAAAAAUUUGUAUUGAUGUUUUAAACCAGGUCUACCAAAACUAAAGAACAAUAUUAGCAUAAAUAUUAAUUAAAUUUAAUCGGCUUUUUGGAAGACUGUUAUUGCAAACUGGGCAUCUCUUCUUCUUCUGCUACAUAUAAAUAAUGGAACGAGAUUAAGCCAGCUGAAUAACUGCAGUCCAUGGACAUCUCUAAUUUGCGCUACUCAACGAAAUUUGUCUGACAUACAAAAUGGUAUAAAUAGAAAAUCAAAAAAAUAAAGUACAAUAUCAUUUACCUACCUAAUUUGUUU
Brassicogethes aeneus is the source of this 1390-nucleotide messenger RNA. The record is from the annotation of a GenBank genome assembly. Lineage: Eukaryota; Metazoa; Arthropoda; Insecta; Coleoptera; Nitidulidae.